Molecule: messenger RNA, 2023 nt
Organism: Phlebotomus papatasi
Lineage: Eukaryota; Metazoa; Arthropoda; Insecta; Diptera; Psychodidae
Gene: Gasp
Product: protein obstructor-E
Exons: 5
Coding region: 190-978 (262 amino acids)
Cellular component (GO): extracellular region
Molecular function (GO): chitin binding
Source: RefSeq, a predicted model, not a curated record
CAAACGCAGUUGGUUAUUGAGUUGUUGCGCGAAGAAGACGUGAGUUCAAACGUUAUUCAUUCAGUUUUAUUGUAAUUCACGAGAGGGAGAGACAAUUUUUUGGCUGUAACGCAAGAAGUUUAUUCUAGGGCGAACCUAAUUUAAAUAUAUUUUUUUUAAUUAAAAAAAAAGCAAAAGGACACAGCAAAAAUGAGACAGUGUUUAAUUGUGGUUGUUGCAAUUGUUGGAAUCGCCGCCGCCCAGGAAAGCUUCAAAUGCCCAGAUGACUUUGGCUUCUACCCACAUCACACAUCAUGCGACAAAUAUUGGAAAUGCGAUAAUAAUGUCGCCGAGCUCAAAACAUGCGGAAAUGGCUUAGCCUUCGAUGCAUCUGAUUCAAAGUACCUGACAGAAAAUUGCGACUACAUUCACAAUGUCGAUUGCGGCGACCGCACCCAACUCGAACCACCAAUUGGUACACACCACUGCCCACGGUUGUACGGUAUCUUUGCCGAUGAGAACAAAUGCGAUGUGUUCUGGAACUGCUGGAACGGCGAAGCUUCAAGAUACCAGUGCUCACCUGGUCUUGCCUACGAUCGCGAGGCCCGUGUCUGUAUGUGGGCUGACCAAGUGCCAGAGUGCAAAAACGAGGAAGUUGCCAACGGAUUUGCUUGCCCUGCCCCGGGUGAAAUUACAAAUUCCGGUACAUUCUCGAGACACGCUCACCCUGAUGAUUGCCGCAAGUACUACAUCUGCCUCGAGGGUGUUGCCCGCGAAUACGGAUGUCCAAUUGGUACUGUCUUCAAGAUUGGUGAUGCCGAUGGCACUGGCAACUGCGAGGAUCCCGAAGAAGUUCCCGGAUGUGAAGAUUAUUAUGGCGAUCUGGACUUGAAGAGCAUCCGCAAGAGUGAAUUGCUGGCCGGACUCAAUCAAGAUGGACCACGUCCAGCUGCUAAGACUAACAGCAAGCCACGCCCACAAGGACUCAAGGAGGCUUAAGUGCCUCCAUCAGGCACCCCCAAAAUUUUUCAACCACCUUCUUACAAACUUUUCCCUCCUUUCUUCUCCCUUUCUCAUGCCUUUCAAAACUCAAAAAAAAUUCAAAUCUCUUCUCCUGAUACCUUCCCCUAAAUUUCUUUCCCUCCUUACAAAUUUCUAGGGAUGUCCACAGACAAUAAAAGAAGCAACUUUUGCGUUUUGAUUGUUGAAAUUGGAGAAUUGUCACCAAUUGGAUAAAAAAAAAACAAAAAACAUAUUUUCUUACAUUUAAUUUUAAGUCUCAAUGAAAAAAAAUGUAAUGGAAAUUUUAAUUUAACAUGAAUCAACGUUAAUAAGAACACAAACUUAUAGACUGUUUUUUUUAUAAUAAAUCUUAGAUCUUUAAUUUUUUUUAUUGAAGAACAUUUUGUUAGAGAAAAAUUCGCAUAAAAAGUAAUUGUAGAGCAAGAAAAAAAAUUCACAAAAUGUCAAUUUAGUUGCAGAAAAAAAUUCUAUAAUACUCGAAAAUACACAAAAAAUACUUUGAUGACACUCAACACUUGUGAGAUACCUAUUUAAAGUCGAAAAAACAUAUUUUAAUUAAUUUUAUUUAUUGAUUACUUUUUCCUUCCUCUUUUUUUUAAAUUGGAACUUUUUUUUUAAACUCAAAAACAAAAGAAGAAAUUUCUCAUUUCAAUCCAUGAAACAUUUUUUGUGAAAAUGUAGACAAAAAAAAUUGGUGAAAAAUAAAUAAAAGAAAAAAGAAAAAAUAAACAUCACUGUUGAACAAGAGACACAGAGACGAGUAUGAAGAAAAAGUUUAGUUGGUAGACAAUACACUAUACACAAUAAACACAGUUUUUUUUUUAAAUAAUUGAUCAGUAACACUUUUACACGUGAUUCAGAGACACAAAAAGACCCUGAACAUACUUGAGAUGGAAAUUGAAAAAAAUAAAGAAGAAAAUACACUAAAACAAUGAUGGAGAAUUGCAUUGGAAAAAAAAGUCGUACAUGAUAAUAUUUUAAUUAAUAAACAAAAAAAACAAAAUAAAUAAAACAUCUCGAA